Messenger RNA from Psilocybe cubensis, 591 nucleotides. RefSeq lists its product as uncharacterized. NCBI's taxonomy places the organism in Eukaryota, Fungi, Basidiomycota, Agaricomycetes, Agaricales, Agrocybaceae. Gene Ontology annotation, cellular component: signal peptidase complex; membrane. Bases 1 to 591 code for a protein of 196 amino acids. Gene Ontology annotation, molecular function: serine-type endopeptidase activity. The record is from RefSeq and is a predicted model, not a curated record. The transcript is spliced from 5 exons.
AUGCCUACUUUGCGCCAGAUCCUGCUUAAGGGCCUUUCAUUUCUUACCUCGUUAAUAUCCGUUCUGGUACUCUAUAAAGGAAUUGGUGUCUUAGCAAACACGCAAUCCCCUCUGGUUGUCGUGCUAAGUGGCUCCAUGGCACCGGCUUUCCAUAGAGGAGAUAUUUUAUUUUUGACUAAUCCUCGUACUAUCCAGUACAAGACCGGUGAUAUUGUGGUGUACAGUGUUCCUGGCGCAGAAAUACCCAUUGUCCAUCGUGUAAUGCAGGCUCUUGAUAUUGAAAGGGAAUAUGACGACGCUCGAUAUCCUCUCGAUGGUGAUGUGAAGUGGUUUGUUCAGCCACAAUACAAGACAUGGCAAGCGGAAAGUGAAGGCGAUGCGCGGGACCAACUUCUCUUGACCAAGGGAGACAAUAAUGAUGUUGAUGAUAUUGAGUUGUAUAAUGGGCUCGAUGGACUUCAGCGUAAACAUAUCAUUGGGAAAGUCCGUUGGUUCCUCCCGUACGUUGGAUAUGCCUCCAUCAUCAUGAAUGAAAUGCCGCUUGUCAAAUACGGUUUCUUUGCUAUACUUGGACUUGUUUCUAUUUUGUAA